AUGGAACCCUUGAGCAGAUCCGGCGGUACCAGAAAGUGCUUCUACGAGUUCCAGACGCUUGCCGCGUGCUACACGUCGGCGGAGACGCUGUCCAAGCUGCAGUGCCAGCCCCAGUUCGACGACUACUUCGAAUGCUUGCACGGGUACAAGGAACGGGCCCAGGUGAGACUGAUGUUGAAGCAGUUGGACGAAAACAAAGCCCACAACCACGACCACAAGGACCACAAGGACCACACCCACGCCGUCACCGCCGACGAGUUGUACAAGAAGUCCGGCCGGGUGUACGAAAACCUCGACCUCAUCCAAAAGAACUAG
This is a messenger RNA of Diutina rugosa, 315 nucleotides long. RefSeq lists its product as uncharacterized. NCBI's taxonomy places the organism in Eukaryota, Fungi, Ascomycota, Pichiomycetes, Serinales, Debaryomycetaceae. The transcript has a single exon. The record is from RefSeq and is a predicted model, not a curated record. Bases 1 to 315 code for a protein of 104 amino acids.